Geodia barretti is the source of this 1005-nucleotide messenger RNA. Lineage: Eukaryota; Metazoa; Porifera; Demospongiae; Tetractinellida; Geodiidae. The record is from the annotation of a GenBank genome assembly.
CUCCAGUCCCCGGUUGCCGUUGUAGGCGCCACCACCUGGGGCACUACCCUUGCCGUCCUGGCCGCCCGCGACGGCGCUCCGGUGCGGCUCCUCUGCCGCACGUCCGACGAGGCGGAUGCGCUCCGCCGUGCCGGCGAGCACUCCCGGCGGCUGCCCGGUGUCCCCUUCCCCGAAACCCUCUCUGUCGAGCAUGGUCCGGCGAAGGCCCUGAGCGAUACCAACCUGGUGAUUGUCGCGGUGCCUUCCGACCGCUUCCGCCAGAAUGUCGGUCGCAUCGCCAAAUACGUUCCCAAAGAGGCCGUGAUCCUGAGUGUCACCAAGGGACUGGAAUUGCCCGCCGGCCUCCGCAUGAGCGAGGUAUGGUCCCAGGAAAUGCCUCAGCACCCGCCCGGGAGAUUCUCGGUCCUGUCAGGCCCCAACCUUGCUGGGGAGGUCAUUGCCGGCAAGCCGGCCGUGACCGUGGUCGCCGCCUCCGCUGAAACGUCUCGCAGUCUGGUGCAGGAGGCCUUGAUGUCGCCGGCUUUCCGCAUCUACACCAGCGACGACGUGGUGGGCGUGGAAAUGGGCGGCGCAUUGAAAAACAUAAUCGCCCUGGCCGCCGGCAUCGCCGAUGGCAUGGAGGUGGGAGACAACGCCAAGGCUGCCCUGGUAACGCGCGGCCUGAACGAAAUCGGACGCCUGGGCAUCGCUGCCGGCGCUCAGCUGAUGACCUUCGCCGGCCUGGCGGGAUUGGGCGACGUCAUGGCGACGUGCAGCAGCCCGCUCAGCCGCAAUCGCCGGGUCGGAGAGGAACUCGCCAGAGGUCGUCAGCUGCCCGACAUUCUGACCGAUAUGGGAGCAGUGGCCGAAGGCAUCAACACCACCGUGGCCGCGCUGGAAAUCGCCGAGCGCCUGGAUGUCGACAUGCCCAUCACUCGCCUCAUGUCGCAGGUGUUGUUCGAGGGCCUGCCCGCCGCCGAGUGCAUCCCCACCCUGAUGGAACGGCCGCCCCGCUCGGAGUGGUAG